Molecule: messenger RNA, 971 nt
Organism: Rattus rattus (black rat)
Lineage: Eukaryota; Metazoa; Chordata; Mammalia; Rodentia; Muridae
Gene: Thap6
Product: THAP domain containing 6
Exons: 4
Coding region: 112-639 (175 amino acids)
Source: RefSeq, a predicted model, not a curated record
GAAGGGGCGAGAGCCAAGUGAGACGCUUAUUCCGUCGUCGACGUUAGUCGCUGUCGUCGCUGCUAACGAUUCCCCACAGAUGAAAACAUCAAAAGAAAAUGGGUGUUAGCCAUGAAAAGACUAGAUGUGAAUACUGCAGGCAUUUGGGAGCCCAAAAAAGGAGACGUGCUGUGCUCGAGGCACUUCAAGAAGACAGACUUUGACAGAAGCACUCCAAACACUAAGCUGAAACCAGGAGCCAUCCCUUCUGUCUUUGAGUCUCCCUGUCACUUACAGGAGAAAAGAGAAAAGCUUCAUUGUAGAAAAAACUUCAUUCUCAAAACCCUUCCUGUCAGUAACCGUGGCCACCAGCUUGUUGGCGCCUCAUGCAUUGCAGAAUUCCAACCCCAGCUCAUUUUUGAACAUAGCUACAGUGUUAUGGACAGUCCAAAGAAACUUAAGCAUAAAUUAGAUCUUGUGAUCAUCGAGCUAGAGAAUACCAAGGAAAGUCUACAGAAUGUUUUGGACCGAGAAAAACAUUUUCAGAAAUCGUUGAGGAAGACAAUCAGGGAAUUAAAGGAUGAAAGUCUGAUCAGCCAGGAAACAGCCAGUAGACUGGAUGCUUUCUGUUGGGAGUGUUGUCAGGAAAGCACAGCUUGAGACGACUGAAUAUGCUCCAUCUGCAACGGACAUGAUAACGCUUCUUCGAAGCCUCUCCCACACCGCCACUCAACCCUUUCAGCACCGGCAGCACCGGCAGCAGUAUGGAAGCCAAAAGCUGGUUGGAGAUGUGCAGAAAGCUGGUGUGGUUGUGCACUUGUGUGACUUGUGACAAUUCUGUUUUACACACUUAAACUACUGCUGGGUCACUACUGUAAGGUGGUUAAAUCUCAUAAAAGUAAGGAACUAUACCAAGUUGGCCAUAUUAAGUUCUGGCAGUUAGAAGAUCAACAUGUUUACUUGUAUAUGCUUUAUAGUAAAUUGUGAUUUUA